ACUUGUGAGUAAUUCAUCAUUGGAGACACCACAUUUGGUAUUCCAACAGUGGUUAUUUUAUUUUAUUUUUUUUUGUUUCUCUUUGUUUUUGUUUUUCUUCGGGUGAAAAAAGCAACCAAGCUGUUGAUCCGAACUACGAGCUACGAGCAUUUGGGAAUAAGGCAGCCCUUGCGUGCGACCCCGGGACUUCUGGCGACGCUCCUUCCGCGCUCAGCCCGGUGAAGUUUCCGGAAGGGCGCCCUCGCUGGGAGCCGCGUCCCACCGGAGAGGCGGGAAUCAUGGCAGACAGUGGAAAUAACAAAAGCCAAGUUCACGAGGAGCUUUGGUUAGAGGAAGAAUUUAUGAAAGAUGAACAAAGAGAGAGAUUAAUUGAUAAAAUUGCAAAGGAGAAUACUCAGUUAAAGGAGGAGAUCCAAAGGCUUGAGGCCAAGUUACAAGAGUCCACCAUAAACUCCCAGAUUAAAGAGGAUAUUCCUGAAACAGAGAUGAAAUUCACAUCUUUAGAGAAUCCUGAGAAUGACAGCCAGUUUUUAAAUGUCUCCUGUUCAUUUCAAGUGAGCUCGCAAGUUCUUUAUGAGCUACAGAAAGGACAAGCACUUAUCACCUUUGAAAAAGAAGAAGUUGCCCAAAAUGUCAUCAGAAUGGGGAAACAUCACGUGCAGAUAGAGGAUGUAGAUGUGGAGGUUAUGGCCAAGCCAGUUCCAUUAAAUUCGGGAGUCAGAUUCCAGGUUCAUGUAGAAGUGUCUAAGGUGAAGAUCAAUGUUACUGAAAUUCCUGAUGAAUUGCCUGAAGAUCAGAUGAGAGACAAGCUAGAACUGAGCUUUUCUAAGUCCCGAAACGGAGGUGGAGAAGUGCUAUGCGUGCAGUAUGAUAAGCAGUCCCGGAGUGCUGUGAUUACAUUUUUGGAAACUGGAGUUGCUGACAAGAUUUUGAAAAAGAAAGAAUAUCCGCUUUGUAUAAAUCAAAACUGCUAUAGAGUUAUUGUUUCUCCAUACAUAGAAACAGACUUGAAAAAUUUUCAGGCAUUUUCAGGAAUAUCUAGGAGGACAGUGCUUCUCACUGGAAUGGAAGAUCUUCAGAUGAUGGAUGAAGAAAUUUUAGAGGAUUUAGUUAACAUUUACUUUCAACGGGAGACGAAUGGAGGUGGAGAAGUAGAAGUGGUCAAAUGUUCUCUAGGUCAGGCUUGCAUAGCAUACUUUGAAGAAUAGAGGCAUGGAAUUAGAUGAAUAUUAGAGCUUCUGAGCCCAAAACACUGUCCAUGUGUGACAAAAAUGAAUAUCCCUUUCCUUUAAAAAAUUUCCUUCCUAAAAAAAAUUUCCUUUAAGAAAUUCCUUUCCUUGAAUUCUUAAGUGUCCAUUUAUUCUUAGAUACAAAAAUAUAUUUCCAUGUUUUUGAAUUCUUGUUUCAAACUCUGCUGCAUGCUUACAAGUGCAGUAAAUGUACUGUAUUAAAAAGUUUUGUUUGUUCAUAAAUGAUGUGGACAGGUGCCAUGUCCAUUGAAAUCAA
This is a messenger RNA of Prionailurus viverrinus (fishing cat), 1506 nucleotides long. RefSeq names its product N-myc and STAT interactor (gene NMI). The transcript is spliced from 9 exons. Lineage: Eukaryota; Metazoa; Chordata; Mammalia; Carnivora; Felidae. Bases 279 to 1208 code for a protein of 309 amino acids. The record is from RefSeq and is a predicted model, not a curated record. Gene Ontology annotation, cellular component: cytoplasm.